This is a messenger RNA of Elephantulus edwardii (Cape elephant shrew), 837 nucleotides long. It is a transcript of the gene PTCRA, whose product is annotated as pre T-cell antigen receptor alpha. Lineage: Eukaryota; Metazoa; Chordata; Mammalia; Macroscelidea; Macroscelididae. The coding region runs from base 1 to 837 and encodes 278 amino acids. The transcript has 8 exons. The record is from RefSeq and is a predicted model, not a curated record. Gene Ontology annotation, biological process: negative regulation of thymocyte apoptotic process.
AUGGCUGGGACGUGGCUGGUGCUUCUCCUGGUUCUCGGGUGUCCAACCCUGCCUACAGAUCCAAUUUCCUCCCCUUUUCCCCCAGAGGUAAACAGUGUCUUACAAAACUCCCAGAGUGGUUUGAUUGCCACACCCUUCCCCUCUUUGGCGCCUCCAGUCACACUGUUGGUGGAUGGGAAGCAGCAGAUGCUGGUGGUCUGUCUGGUUCUCAAUGUUGCACCCCCUGGCCUGGACAGCCCCAUCUGGUUCUCAGCUGGCAAUGGCAGUGAAUUGGAUGCUUUCACUUACGGCCCUUCCCCGGCGGCAGAUGGCACCUGGACUAGCGUGGCCCAGAUCUCCCUGCCCUCUGAGGAGCUGGGGGUCUGGGAGCCCUUGGUCUGCCAUGCAGGGCCUGGGGUAGAGGGCAGCAGCUGGAGCACGCCACCUCUGAAGCUGUCAGGAGAGGCUUCCGCAGCCAGGACCUGCCUCAAGGAACCUCUCAGAGGGUUGCAAGGCCAGGCCCUGCGGCUGGGGUUGCUGCGACUACUGCUCUUCAAACUGCUGCUGUUGGACGUGCUCGUGACCUGCAGCGGGCUCCGCGGCCUGCGUGCGCCCAGAACCGGCCCGGCGCAGAGGCUCCUCCCGGGGCGCCCGGGGCUCCCCACGCUCCCAGCUGCCCGACUGGACUUUGUCACAGAGAUGGAGGGACGUGUGGCCGAGAGCUGCACCCAGCCCGCAACCCAGGAGCGCAAUCCUGGAGGACUGACGUUCGCCACGAAUGGAGCUGGAGCCUGCAAGGUGCUUGGUGAGGCCUCCUCAGUGACAGAGAGUGGGGAACCCAGGGACCUGGAGAAGUAG